AUGUCCUGUGCAUGUAUAUACAAUUUUGCCUUUAAUGCUAUAUCGAAAGUGAUGCUGAAUUUUGACUUAUCUGUUCCGGUUUCCCUAUAUUCGCAUGCUUCAUCUGUACCAGUAUUCAAUGGGCUCAAUUUCUCUGACUGGUGUGAACAAAUCCAGUUCAACAUAGGUGUUUUGGACUUGGACUUGGACUUGGCACUUCAAGUUGAGAAACCUGCUAAUGUUAUUGAUGAGAGUAGUGCUGAUGAAAGAUCCUUCCAUAAGGCUUGGGAAAGGUCUAACAGAUUAAGUCUAAUGUUUAUGUGGAUGACUUUAGCAAAGAAUAUCAAAUCUACUAUCCCUAAAACUAAGAUUGUUAAGGAAUAUAUGAAGUUUGUGGUUGAAUGUUCCCAAACAGCUGACAAAUCACUUACUGGCACACUGAUGUGUACCUUAAUCACCAUGAAAUUUGUUGGUUCUCGUACUAUGCAUGAGCAUGUUAUUGAAAUGAGUAACAUUGCAGCAAGACUUAAGACUCUUGGGAUGACCGUGGAUGAAAACUUUCAGUAUGAUCGUGCAAGAGAAGAUGAUGCUUAA
Olea europaea var. sylvestris is the source of this 573-nucleotide messenger RNA. RefSeq lists its product as uncharacterized. The coding region runs from base 1 to 573 and encodes 190 amino acids. Lineage: Eukaryota; Viridiplantae; Streptophyta; Magnoliopsida; Lamiales; Oleaceae. The transcript has 3 exons. The record is from RefSeq and is a predicted model, not a curated record.